Molecule: messenger RNA, 2094 nt
Organism: Indicator indicator
Lineage: Eukaryota; Metazoa; Chordata; Aves; Piciformes; Indicatoridae
Gene: MTRR
Product: 5-methyltetrahydrofolate-homocysteine methyltransferase reductase
Exons: 14
Coding region: 1-2094 (697 amino acids)
Biological process (GO): homocysteine metabolic process
Cellular component (GO): cytosol
Molecular function (GO): flavin adenine dinucleotide binding; FMN binding; [methionine synthase] reductase (NADPH) activity
Source: RefSeq, a predicted model, not a curated record
AUGUGCUGUGAUUUAAAAAGGAGAUUUUUGCUCCUCUAUGCAACACAAAAAGGGCAGGCAAAAGCCAUAGCCGAGGAAAUAUGGCAGCAAGCAGGGGCCCAUGGACUUGAAGCUGAUAUGCACUGUAUGAGUGAAAUGGACAAGUACGAGCUGGAAACAGAAAAGGCUCCUGUAGUCAUUGUUAUUUCCACUACUGGUACCGGAGACCCGCCAGACACUGCCCGCAAGUUUGUAAAGAAAAUUCAAGACAGGACCUUGCCACCUGAUCAUUUUGCACAUCUCCAAUAUGGAUUGCUAGGUCUAGGAGAUUCAGAGUACACGUUCUUUUGUAACGGUGGAAAGACAGUAGAUCGACGACUUCAAGAGCUUGGUGCGCAGCACUUCUAUAACACAGGAUUAGCAGAUGAUUGUGUAGGUUUGGAACUAGUGGUUGAUCCUUGGAUUGAUGGACUUUGGCUUGCCCUCAAGGAAGCAUUUCUAUUGCAGAAAGAAAAAGAAGGCAUGAGCAGUGUUGUCAAUGCUGUCUCUAGCUCUCACUCUGUAGCUCCGCAUGAACCGAGCUUAAGCUCACAAGUAGAGAACUUGAAGAUAGAAGAUGAGGAUGUGAGGAGUUCAGAUGUCCUGUCACAGAAACUGGAUGACAUCGGUCUUGCGGCUUCAACUAUAGAUACUGAACCUUCACUUGUUCAUUCUGUCCCUCCUGUUUCACAGUCUGCUCUUAAUGUUCCUGCCUUGCCACCAGAAUAUAUAGAGGUGCAGUUUCAAGACACCCAUGGUGAGAAUCCACAUCCAUCCUCACUGAUUUCAGAGGGAUCAACCUUUGAAGUGCCAGUUACAAAAGCAGUUCAGCUCACUAGAGAAGAUGCAAUAAAAACUGCAUUGCUCUUAGAGCUUGAUAUUGCAGAUACAAUCUUUGACUACCAACCUGGAGAUGCUUUCUGUGUAAUGUGUCCCAACAGUGCCAGUGAGGUGGAAGAACUUCUUCAUAUCUUGGGACUUUCUGAAAAAGGAGAGUACUUUGUUUCUGUAAAGGUUAAGCAGGGCACUAAAAAGAAAGGAGCAACUCAUCCACAACACAUUCCUGAAAGAAGCACUCUGAAAUUCAUUCUCACCUGGUGUCUGGAAAUAAGAGCCGUUCCCAAAAAGGCAUUUUUACGAGCUCUUGUCGAGUGUACCAGGGAUGCAGGAGAAAAGCGGAGGCUUCAAGAGCUUUGCAGCAGACAAGGAGCCUCUGAUUACACACGCUUUAUUAGAGAUUCUAAUGUUUGCUUGCUGGAUUUACUGCAUGCUUUUCCAAGCUGUAAACCUUCACUUAACCUGUUAAUUGAACAUCUUCCUAAAUUACAAGCCAGAUCCUAUUCAGUGUCAAGUUCAAACUUGUAUCGACCAGGAAAACUGUGUUUUGUAUUUAACAUUGUGGAGUUCCCUGUCUGUCCCACUAGACGAGUCUCACGGAAGGGAGUAUGUACAGGGUGGCUUGCUGAGUUAGUGGCACCUCUACUACACCCCAAUGAAAACGCUGUGGAUACAAAAGGAGGAAGCUUUUCAACUGAAAAGAUAACUAUUUUUGCUCGUCCAAACAAUACUUUCCACUUACCUGCAGACCCAUCUGUCCCACUCGUGAUGGUUGGUCCAGGAACAGGAAUUGCACCGUUUAUUGGUUUCCUACAACAUAGGCAAAAGCUCAGAGAAGAACAUACUGAUUGGGAGUUUGGAGAGACGUGGCUGUUUUUUGGUUGUCGGCAUCAGGAUCGAGACUAUUUGUUCAAAGAUGAGCUCAGAUGUUUUCUUGAAAACGGCACAUUAACUCAUCUUAAGGUUUGUUUCUCAAGAGACUCUUCAACUGCAGAAGUAGCCCCACCUAAAUACGUGCAAGAUGUCAUUAGGUUGUAUGCUAAGGAAGUUGCCAGAGUCCUGCUGAAAGAGAGAGGUUACUUCUAUAUAUGUGGGGAUAAGAAGCACAUGGCUGAUGAUGUAAGUGAUGCUGUAGCGGACAUUUUAAGCAUGGAAACAGAAGGUGACAAACUGGAAGCAAUGAAAAUCCUGGCUGUUCUUCGAGAAACAAAACGAUAUUUGCAGGAUGUUUGGAGCUAA